GCGACCAUGGCCCGAGGCGGUAUGCAAAUCCGUCCGCGUUUCCCGCCGUCCUCUGCCGCCUCCACCGCACCCCCGACCGCCAUGCCUUUGCCCGGACAGCAAAUGACGCAGGUCAGCCAGAGCGGCCUGCCCAUGAUGUCUUCCGCGUCCCCUGUCCAAGCGCAGACGCCGCAGCCAAUGGCGCCGCCGCCGCCACAACAACAGCAGCCGCAGCCAUCACCGCAACCGGGGCAACCCACCUCACAACCGAACUCCAACGUAAGCUCCGGCCCGGCGCCGUCCCCCAGCAGCUUCCUCCCGAGUCCGUCACCGCAGCCGUCGCAGAGUCCGGCCGCUGCGCGAACGCCGCAGAACUUCAGCGUCCCGUCACCGGGGCCCCUCAAUACACCCGGCAAUCCCAGUUCAGUCAUGAGCCCGGCCAGUACAAAUCAGUCCGAGGAGCAGCAGUACCUGGAGAAGCUCAAGCAGCUCUCCAAAUACAUAGAGCCCCUCCGGCGCAUGAUCAACAAGAUUGACAAGAAUGAAGACAGGAAGAAGGACCUGAGCAAGAUGAAGAGCCUCCUGGACAUCCUGACUGAUCCUUCGAAAAGAUGCCCCCUGAAGACCCUCCAGAAGUGUGAGAUCGCGCUGGAGAAGCUGAAGAACGACAUGGCGGUGCCGACCCCCCCUCCGCCUUCAGCGCCACCCACGAAACAGCAGUACCUCUGCCAGCCGCUGCUGGACGCCGUCCUCGCCAACCUGCGUUCGCCUGUCUUCAAUCACUCCCUCUACCGGACCUUCGUCCCCGCAAUGGCCGCCAUCCACGGCGCGCCCCUCGCGUACGUACGCUCCUCCCUUCGUCCCUUUCUCAUUCCCCUCUUCCUUCCUUCCUUCCCUCCUUUCUCAUUCCAUCCUUCUCCCUUGCUAUCCUUCCUUCCUUUGUUCUCU
Sceloporus undulatus (fence lizard) is the source of this 927-nucleotide messenger RNA. Its product is annotated as mediator of RNA polymerase II transcription subunit 15-like. The record is from RefSeq and is a predicted model, not a curated record. The transcript has 7 exons. The annotation marks the transcript as partial. NCBI's taxonomy places the organism in Eukaryota, Metazoa, Chordata, Lepidosauria, Squamata, Phrynosomatidae.